ACCGGUGACGUCACCAUGAAAUGACAAGACUCACGAAACGUAAUUUUGUAAUCGUUUUUUCAAAAAUUUGACUAUUAUCUACAAAGAAAAGUGUUUAAAAUUUAUAAAUAUCUCUAUCUCGUGCACCAAAAUGAACAGCUCAUCAGAUCCUCGUCGUCCGGAAAAGGAGAUUCGCUACAAACCAGCAGUGACCAACACUCAAGCUCAACCCGGAGAUGACAUGACACCAGAUUAUAUGAACAUCCUGGGAAUGAUUUUCAGCAUGUGCGGCCUGAUGAUGCGUCUAAAAUGGUGUGCAUGGGUUGCCUUGUUUUGUUCCUGCAUAAGCUUCGCUAAUUCCAGGGUAAGCGACGACACAAAACAAAUCCUCAGUAGCUUCAUGUUAUCCAUUUCGGCUGUCGUUAUGUCUUAUCUGCAAAAUCCCCAGCCCAUGACUCCUCCCUGGGCUUCGGCGAUUCAAUAAGAAAUUUCUCUUCGGCCCCGAAUUGUUUAUGGUAUUUCCCUGUACUUGAGAGGAGCUGAUGAGACUAUGUUUCCGAAUUUUUCGGCACCAAGGUUUCUUGCAUUUUCAAUAAUUAAGUAUCAUUCACGGAAUACUUAAAGUUCUCAACAUUUUCAACGCUUUAGAAGCUCAGUGGAAUAUUGAUUUGUAAUUAAUACUUAGAGACCAAACUUGAACGUAUAGGCGAAUGUAUCAAAUGAACAAUACAUAACCACGAAUAUAUAAUAUUAAUUAUAAAUAAUGUAGGCAUUCAUUCAUUCUGUCCACACUGAAGCUCCUAUCAGGCCUCAGACUCACCACACUAUUCACACUAUUUUCUCAGAAUUUUCCACUAAUGCCACCACGUCUUUACUUUUCCUUGAAAAAUAUUUUUGAAAUUUUACGUUAAUUGGCUAAAAUAAUGUCCGCCAUCUCAACAUAAAUUUUCAAACUAAAUAGUCUGAGCAAUGGAUGUGGUGUUCGUCUACACUUUUUUUACAUAAUUUUUAGUAUAUGUUUUUUGUUUAGUUCUUGAA
Messenger RNA from Belonocnema kinseyi, 1017 nucleotides. RefSeq names its product protein Asterix. Gene Ontology annotation, molecular function: protein folding chaperone. The transcript is spliced from 2 exons. NCBI's taxonomy places the organism in Eukaryota, Metazoa, Arthropoda, Insecta, Hymenoptera, Cynipidae. Bases 131 to 463 code for a protein of 110 amino acids. The record is from RefSeq and is a predicted model, not a curated record. Gene Ontology annotation, biological process: protein insertion into ER membrane. Gene Ontology annotation, cellular component: endoplasmic reticulum membrane.